UUCUGUUUAUGCGCUGCAUGCGUUCGGUGAUCAGUUUGUUUCAUAAUUUUCACCUAAAAUGGCUCGACAAUUAACGAAACUUGGCUAUCUGGAUGUGAAAAAAACAUUGUUCAUGCUAUGUGAUCUGCAAGAUAAAUUCCGCCCUGGAAUGAAGAUGUUUGAUCCAGUGAUCCAAAACACCGGCAAAUUGCUGCAAGCGGGCAAGAUUCUGGACGUACCGCUAAUUGUUACGGAGCACUAUCCCGAAAAGCUAGGACGCAUUGUGAAGGAGUUGGACAUUUCGCACGCAAAAGGUGUGUACCCCAAAACGCUGUUUAGCAUGAUGAUACCGGAGGUGCAGCGCAAAAUAGACGAGCUGUAUGGACCGCAAGGCCCGGAGACUGUGGUACUGUUCGGACUGGAAUCACACAUCUGUCUCGAGCAGACGGCAAUGGAUUUACUCAACAAGGGCUACACGGUGCAUGUUGCCGCUGACUGUUCAGUAUCGCGCACCCAGGAGGACCGCAAGUUUGCUCUUGAACGUCUCAAACAGUACGGGUGCUUUGUGUCGACGAGUGAAAACAUUAUCUUCAAGUUGAUGCGUGAUAAGCAACAUCCCGCGUUCGAUAAAGUUCGCCAUUUAGUGCGUGACCCGUCUGUGGAUACGGAACUCGCUAAAUUGUAAUAUGACAUUCGGAACAAGAUAAAGGACAACAGGGUUUUCAUGUGAAUGGGAACAUGAAAAUAGAGUUAUAAAUUCAAUAUCAUUUGUUUGGGAAGAAUGGAUGCAUUUAAAAAUGGUACCUCCUGUAUACGUGUACCUGCAAACUAUAAGUAAAGGGUAUUAAAAAACAGACUGUCGUCUUG
Anopheles moucheti is the source of this 846-nucleotide messenger RNA. RefSeq names its product isochorismatase domain-containing protein 1. NCBI's taxonomy places the organism in Eukaryota, Metazoa, Arthropoda, Insecta, Diptera, Culicidae. The record is from RefSeq and is a predicted model, not a curated record. Gene Ontology annotation, cellular component: cytoplasm. Bases 59 to 664 code for a protein of 201 amino acids. The transcript has 2 exons.